Messenger RNA from Cydia amplana, 1909 nucleotides. RefSeq lists its product as uncharacterized. The record is from RefSeq and is a predicted model, not a curated record. The transcript has a single exon. The coding region runs from base 62 to 1861 and encodes 599 amino acids. Lineage: Eukaryota; Metazoa; Arthropoda; Insecta; Lepidoptera; Tortricidae.
UAAUUAUAGUCGCACAUGGCUUUAGCUGUUAGUAACAUUAGCGCACUCACGACAGUCAGUCAUGCUCUACAAAAUAGUGAUUUAUUAUUUCAUUAAUAUAGUUUAUACUAAUGGCCAUGUUGGAAAUAUUCGCGUUGCCGAAAUGCCACAAGAAUUUGUAGAGCAAUGUAUUGUAGAUAUUAUUGCAUCAAAAUCUCAAUUUAACUCCGACAUAGCUAUCAUUAACAAUGAUAUUGUCACCACUGAGUUGAUUCGGAGGAUUCACAAAACCAACAAUGUCAAGCUUUACGUAAAGGAUGGUUCCGUGCAUGUCGCUGCAUCGCCCAGUAGUUUUAUAAUAUAUGGCCAGAACCUAUCGUAUUUUCAAAAUCUGAUUGACUAUAUGAACAAGGAUUAUUACCGCAAGCCAGAUGCUCUUUACAUCAUAAUAAUGCCAGAUUUAAAAAAUGAUUUUAUACAAAUAUUUCAUACAUUAUGGAAGUACCAUAUUAUAAAUACGCUUAUCAUUGUCACAGAGACAAAUAAUUCUGCAUCAGUAUAUUCCUAUUUUCCAUAUUCAGAAGGUGGUUGUGGCCGGAAUUAUAACAAUACAAUUAAAAUUAGUGAUUGCAAUAGUGUUAAGAAAUCUGACAUAAUGGACUCGAUACGUGAAUAUGAUAUUCCUGUCCUUAAGAAUUGUGUUUUACAAGUAGGAACUCAUAAUUAUCCACCGAUAGUUAUAUCGGAUAUAGAUCCGAAAAAUAAAUUAGCUGUUGGAAUAGAAAUAGAUUUGUUAAACAUUUUAGCAAGCUUGGAAAAUAUUUCUUUAAAUUAUGUAUUUUUUCCCGAAUAUGUAGAAUUUGGCCACGUAUCUGAUAAUUUUACUGUUACUGGAAUAUUAAAGAAAUUAUAUGAUAAUGAAGUUGAUUUGGUGAUUGGGGCCUUUGCGUUGAACAGUCAACGAGCACUAUUCUUUGACUUUAUAUGGUCCCACUUUGCGUAUGAAGAUAGUUUUGUUACUGUGACUCCUAGCGCCGGUCUCUUAGAACGAUGGAGAAUCAUUUACAUAGUGUUUAAACCACUAGUCUGGCUACUAUUAUUAUUCAUAUUCUUACUUUGUUCAGUUCUUCUUUCUAAUAAUAACAUCGUACUAAAUUAUGAUAGAUCUUCUGAACUUCUUAAUCUAUUUGGGAAUUUGACACAAAACAUUGCAUUAAGUCUCAAAGGAUACAGAUUUAAUAACUUUAUUAUUGUUCAUUGGAUAUGGUUUGGGUUUUUAGUAAAUUGUUUUUAUCAAAGUAAGCUAACAAGUUUUACUACAUAUCGAAUCAGCAAGCCACAAUUGAAUGAAUAUAUGUCUUUAAAUGAUUACAACUUUACUCCGUGUUUCGCGCUAGACAUAUCUCCGUUUAUGAAAUACUCUGGUCAAGUUCCUAUUAUACAUGAAGAAUAUCUAGAAACCCACGGAUGUGAAACUGCAGAUUUAUCCAUGGAUACGGUGGCGAAAACGCAAAAUAAGUACACAGUAACAAACUACUAUAGAUACCUUUGGUGGAUAACUAAAAAUCCAACGAAGAAGGCACAAAUCCAUCUCAUGAAAGAAAAACUGUACAAUGCUCUUUAUGUCAUAUUCCUAAAACGCGGUUUUCCACUUCUAAAAGAUUUUCAACUUAAAAUGAUGCAGUUAGUUGAUAAUGGUUUUGUGGAAGUUGUUAAAUCUCAUCAUAUGAUUCAUGACCAUGUAGAUUCGAAUGUUGGUGGUUCAUUUGAAAUUAGUCGUUUAAAAUUAAUAGAUUUUAUUAUACCGUUUAGUAUUUUAAGCACAGGUUUGGUAGUUGCAUUUGUAAUAUUUGUAAUUGAAUUAAUGCACGCUGAUAAAUAAAUAUUUGUACCUACUUCAAUAGGAACAAAAACUUUGAAUUAAUCUUUG